Molecule: messenger RNA, 694 nt
Organism: Morus notabilis
Lineage: Eukaryota; Viridiplantae; Streptophyta; Magnoliopsida; Rosales; Moraceae
Product: zinc finger protein CONSTANS-LIKE 13-like
Exons: 1
Molecular function (GO): zinc ion binding
Source: RefSeq, a predicted model, not a curated record
ACUUCUUGCUCAGCAAGAAACGCGACUCGUGUUUUGUCCUUGAUAGAUACUCUCUUUUUCACUUCAUCAUUAUCAUGCACACAUGAACUAAACCAACUCGACUCACUGAGUUGAAGCUGUUUUUUUUUAUGUCGUCCACUUUCGGCGACAAAUCUCUCGUCUUCUUGAGAAAACGAUACCAAACAACGCCAUGACGACGAGCUCUCAACGGCGUCUCUGCGACUACUGCGACGACACGACGGCGGUGCUGUACUGCCGGGCGGACUCGGCGAAGCUCUGCUUCUCGUGUGACCGGGAAGUCCAUGGCACGAACCAGCUGUUCGCGAAGCACGCGCGGUCGCAGCUCUGCGACGCGUGCGACGACGCGCCGGCAUCCAUUUUCUGCACCGCGGAGAGCUCCGUUCUCUGCCAGAACUGCGACUGGGAGAGGCACAACGACACCGUUUCGGUGGUCCACCACAGGAGGCCUCUUGAGGGUUUCAAUGGCUGCCCUUCGGUGACGGAGCUUUUGGCGAUUCUGGGGUUUGAGGAUGUCGAUAAGAAGGGUCUGUUUUGGGCAGAGGAAAAUGGGUUUUUUGAUCGGUCUUCGGAUUUGUUGAUGUGGGAUGUUCCUUCGGUUGUUGGGCUUGAUGAUUUGAUUGUUUCGGAUUCGUCUCGGAGCUUCCAGGCUAUGGGGAUUCCUCCUCUGCCUAAG